Molecule: messenger RNA, 1797 nt
Organism: Vanrija pseudolonga
Lineage: Eukaryota; Fungi; Basidiomycota; Tremellomycetes; Trichosporonales; Trichosporonaceae
Exons: 4
Coding region: 1-1797 (598 amino acids)
Source: RefSeq, a predicted model, not a curated record
AUGACAGCAAUAGACCACACAUCCUACCCAGCUAUCAUUGACCUAGUACUCUCGUACGCGUCCCCGCAAGUCCUCCUCGCCUUCCGCAGCACCUCGAAAGCCCUCCAACGACGCGUCGAUGCGCCGUUCGCCCAUGUGGUGCUCAAGCCUCAGGUGGUCGGCCCAGCGCGGAAGGGCGUGCAGAGCGCCUCGAUACCGAUGGUGCUGAGCACGCCGUCGUCUCCACCCCUCCCUCUCCCCUGGUUCCCGUUUGCAGUCGGCGUGCUGGACCACUGGGGGGACCGCAGCCUCCAGCUUCGCCGGCUUGAGCACACCCCCCGACUGCAUACGCUGCGCCGGUUCAACCACGCCGUCUUGGUUGACACUGUGGGGGCGCAGCAGCCCGGCCUGACACUGGUCGACUUCAUCAACGUCACCGAGUGGGAGUGGCUCGCGUCCAUCCAAAUGCCUAGGCCCCCGGGCACGACUCGGAGCGUCAUGCACCUCAAGUACGACGGGUCGAUGGAGAAUGUCCUGUUCACGCAGAUCAUGGUUAUGGACAGCGCCGACUGGGAACAUAGCCUAGAGUUUGUGUUCGUCCUCUGGCCGACCGACGACCCAAACGAAGACAAGCCGGCGGCGGGACGCCUCGAGUUUCUCUACUCGGCAAUCUUGAGCUCGUUGGCCGGCUGGGACGGCCAGGAUAUCACCAUCACCGUCGUGGGUAUGGAAGAUGCGGACGAGAAGGAGCACCGUGACGCAGACCCCGACGCGCUGUGGGACCACAUCCCGAGAGAAAUGGCGUACUUGUGGGAAGACGAUGACGGGGACUACGAUGGCACCUACUCCAUGGCCGCGGUGAGCGACCCGUUGCUGAACGCAGCUGCGCGGCGGGUGACACGUUUCCUCACGCGCGAGGAGUGGUGGAAUGAGCUGGGGGAUAAGAAGGAGAUCGAGGGUGUCUGGCCGGCUGAGGCUUCCUUCCCAGGCAUCGUCGACCAGAUCCUGUCACACGCAUCGCCCAAGACCCAACUCGCACUCCGUAAAACGUCGAAGGAGUUCAAGCUACGCGUCGACGCGCAGUUCAAGCACGUCGCGCUCCAGCCGCGUACCAAGGCUGACGACGAUGCGCUAGACGAUGAGAGCGACGACGACGAGUGGCUCGAUACUCCGGCGCCGUCGUUGCUCCUCACAAUGCCGACGACCCCACCGCGAUCCCUGCCAUGGUUACCUUGCGCGAUCCAAGUCCUCGACCUCUACGGUCACCCCCUGGCGGAGAGCGACCCCGGGAGACGCCAAUUGCUCCAUGUCACCCGUCUCCACACGCUGCGCCGGUUUCAAACAUCUUUUACUCAUAAAGUCGGCAACCCACCGCCGGGAACGACCAUUGUCGACUUUGUCGAAGUGGCACAGUGGUCCAGGAACACCGCCAUCAGCGUCGUCAUACCGAAGGGCACGAGCCGGUUCGUCAUGCACCUCCGGUACGACGAGUCGGUUCAAAACGACAUCUUUACCGAGAUGGACGUCUUCUGCGUGGUGCCUGUCCGCGACCGUGUCUUCGUUCUCUGGCCGUCAACAGCCGGCGGGGACAAGCACGAACCAGCCUUCGGCAAGCUUGGGUUACUGCACCAUGCGAUUCUGAGCUCGCUGCGUAAAUGGGAGGGCGAGGAUCUGUCCAUCACCGUGGUGGGGAUGGAGGCCGCGGCCCACGUCAACGGCAGCCCGGACGAGCUGGUUACCCUUGACGAGGGGAUGAGGGCCGCUGCGCGCCGCGCGACGCGCUUCAUCACCCGCGAGAAGUGUCCCCCUGGCCUGUGA